Messenger RNA from Hordeum vulgare subsp. vulgare (domesticated barley), 1840 nucleotides. Its product is annotated as putative glucose-6-phosphate 1-epimerase. The record is from RefSeq and is a predicted model, not a curated record. Lineage: Eukaryota; Viridiplantae; Streptophyta; Magnoliopsida; Poales; Poaceae. Gene Ontology annotation, biological process: carbohydrate metabolic process. The coding region runs from base 633 to 1562 and encodes 309 amino acids. The transcript has 8 exons. Gene Ontology annotation, molecular function: carbohydrate binding; isomerase activity.
CGCCAGCCAGCCCAGACCAGUACUACUACUACCACCACCACCUGCUGCCAUGCCACUGCCAGUUAGUGGUACCACCGGAGGCCGCCAUUGCUUGCGAUCUGCUGCGUGGCGCACGCCUGCUAGCUAGAUUGCUUUGCUCGCUCGUCCACGUGCGCGCUGCUGCUGCUGCUGCCGUGCCGUGCCUUGUGGAUUUCGUCCGGUUGCGGGCGGGGCGGCGGGUGGGGAGUGGGUUGGUUGGUUGGGGUGGAAAAGGAGAGACUGGACGGGGGUGGAGGAGGAGGAGCUCUGCCACGGCCGCUGCGCCAGGUGCCAGGCGAGGUGAGGUGAGGCCGUGUUGUGAGGUGGUGGGUGGUGGCUCACGGCACGCCCACUUCACGGGUUCUGCGCCGCCUUUGCUUUUGCUUUUGCUUUUGCUCUUGCUCACAAGGAAAGCGCCGCCGCCGCGCGUGACGCCCCAACCGCCCCAACGCCGACGUCGCCGCGCCGCGCCCCGCCCCGCCCCGCCACCAUACAUAUCAUACCCCCCGCGUGCCACCGCAGUGCCCGCCCCUUCCAGCGAUCUGCGGUCCCGCGCCGUGCUCCUGCUCGUGCUCGUGCUCGCGCCGCGCUAGAUUGGCUGCUGCCGGCGGUGGAUGAGCAUGGGGCGCUACGCGGGCUCCACGGAUCCGGAGGCGGGGAACGGGGCCGUCCUGCUCCACUCGCCCACCGGGGCCACCGCGCGGGUGAGCCUGCACGGCGGGCAGGUCGUCUCCUGGAGGAACGACCGCGGCGACGAGCUCCUCUUCACCAGCAGCAAGGCAAUCGUGAAGCCGCCAAAGGCGAUGCGUGGCGGGAUUCCAAUAUGCUUCCCACAGUUUGGGAACUGCGGGACCUUGGAGCGACAUGGAUUUGCGAGGAAUAGGAUGUGGUCCCUCGAUGAGGAGCAUCCAGCAUUGAGUCGUAGUGACAGUGGCAGCAAAUCUUUUGUUGACCUUAUCCUAAAGACAUCUGAAGAAGACCUCAAGAGCUGGCCACAUAGUUUCGAGUUCCGUCUGAGAAUCUCUCUCACAAAGGACGGUGACCUCUCACUAGUGUCGCGUAUCAGAAACGUUAAUGGCAAGCCAUUCAGUUUCUCAUUUGCCUACCACACAUAUCUCUCAGUUUCAGACAUAAGCGAGGUGAGGAUAGAAGGCUUGGAAACCCUCGAUUAUCUGGACAAUCUCAGCCAGCGGGAACGCCAUACUGAACAAGGAGACGCCAUAACAUUCGAAUCAGAGGUAGACCGAGUGUACGUCAGCUCGCCAAACGUGAUAGCGGUGCUCGACCAUGAGAAGAAGCGCACCUUCGUCAUCAGGAAGGAUGGCCUCCCUGACACCGUGGUGUGGAACCCGUGGGAGAAGAAGGCGAAGACGAUGGCGGACUUUGGCGACGAGGAGUACAAGCAGACGCUGUGCGUGGACGCGGCGGCGGCGGAGCGGCCCAUCACGCUGAGGCCCGGGGAGGAGUGGACGGGGAGGCUGGAGCUCUCCGCCGUCCCGUCGACCAACUGCAGCGAUCACCUCGAUCAGCCCGGCAUCAUGUGAUGCGCUAGCGUGUAGCGUGGUUGGUUUGUGAUAUAGCCUGAUAGGUUACAGUGCUGUCUCUGUCUGUAUGUAUGUGUAGCCACCUGUGAGUCGCUUUCGUCGUCCUUGCAUCUUGUACAUGGGAUCGAUCAGUAGGCUGGUUGGAUCUGUGGUGGUUGUCGGCCGGCGGCGCUGGACUCGCCGGUGCUAAGGCUGAGACCUGGUCACCUGGAAUGGCAUCGGGCCUUUUCUUUUCUUCAAGUCUUCUGAUUUCUUGAAUGGCAUGGGACUUUUUCCUA